AUGGGGGUGGGCAAUUCAAGGUUAAAUGGGGGAGAUGGAGAGGCCAAAAUUCGCCCUAUGCUUGUUGGCAAAUUUGAGGAGUUUAGGAAAAGUAGGAAUGCAGAAACCACCCUCUCAAAGAAGGAGUUGUUGAAGAAUGCUGAUCAAGAGGAUGGAAAUUCGCAAUCUUCUCGUGAAUCUGAAAUUGAGGAUAAGGUUUCUUCUCUAAAAGAGACUCAACCACCCAAAGAUGAAACGUUCGUUCGAUCAACAACCGCAGAAAAAUUGUCUAGAGUGGUUCCAAUGCCCAACCCCGAACGUGAAAUUGAAGAGGGUAACGGUGAAAAGGUUGAGAAAGACAUAGAUCAAAACCAAGAUAAAGUGAUUCAUGUUAUUCAGAUUGUUGAGGCAGAGGUAAAAACAGAAGAAGGAAAAAGGACUACUGAACCGGUGGAAGAGGCCAAACAAGAAAAUGAUGACAGGGACGAUGAUGACGAUGAUAGCCAUGAAUUGAACCGAGUUAUAUGCCCCGGAUCGCCCAGUUUUAGAAUUUAUUGCAUUGAGGCUGAGAAAGGAAAUGAGGAAGAUUGUAUGAAGCCAAGCAUUGUGGUGCACCAAAAGUCACGCAGUGCAGAAACUGUUGUAAGCGUUGCAUCAGGAAGCUUAAAGGAGAUUGCUGAAAUAGAAUCAACUUCGAAAACAAAAGGAAAUAAGAAGAAAUUUGGGGCUAUGAGAACUCUACUCAAGGUUAAGUCGUGCUACCACCCAAUGUGUACCUGUGCUGGUGAUGAAAGCGGCCAACUGGUUGCUGCAAAAUCAGUGAAAAAUGAUUGA
Messenger RNA from Abrus precatorius (Indian licorice), 813 nucleotides. RefSeq lists its product as uncharacterized. The record is from RefSeq and is a predicted model, not a curated record. The transcript has 3 exons. The coding region runs from base 1 to 813 and encodes 270 amino acids. Lineage: Eukaryota; Viridiplantae; Streptophyta; Magnoliopsida; Fabales; Fabaceae.